AUGUCUUUCUGGAAAUGUUUCAUGGCCGCAACAGCAGAGGAAUUAUCGAGUGUCUUUAUCUUGUAUACAAAGUUCUUUUCGUUAUGUAGCAUAUAUUGGAGAUUCGGUUUUUGGUCAUCUGCUUUAUACACGCUUGGUUGGAUUGUUCUUUCAACUGUUAUCCCUCAACCUUGGUAUAGAGGUCCCACAAAGAUUUUUGAAUUAAAUGAUACUGCUUUUAGAGACAAAGUAUUGUUGAAAAAGCCAGAAGGCGUGUCUGUAGACGAUAUAAAGGGACCACGUAUCACCGAAAUAAGCGAAACGGAUGAAAAGAAGCCGGAAGUAAAUGCUAAAUAUUGGAUCGUCAUGCUGUAUGCCAAUUGGUCUGUCACUUGUCUUAAUUUUGAACCCGUCUUGGCCAAAUUAUCCAUCAAAUAUGAUUUACCUCACUUGAAAUUCGGCCAAAUCGAUAUUGAUGUGUACCCUAAUCUGGCAGAAGAAUUUGGUGUCAGUAAAGAUCCUGCAUCGUUUGAUUUACCAACAUUGAUCUUAUUUCAACAAGGAAAAGAAAUCAGAAGAUUACCUGAAUUAACCAUGCCCAAGGAAGGUGUUAAAUUAACAAAGGCAAGUGUUGCCAAGGAUACAAUCACUCGUUUGGGAUGGAACAAGAAAUCGUCCACCGUCGUAAAUAAUUUUCAACUUGAAAAGAUUGCAAAUGAAAAAAUCAAUUAA
Molecule: messenger RNA, 711 nt
Organism: Mucor mucedo
Lineage: Eukaryota; Fungi; Mucoromycota; Mucoromycetes; Mucorales; Mucoraceae
Product: thioredoxin-like protein
Exons: 4
Coding region: 1-711 (236 amino acids)
Cellular component (GO): cytoplasm
Molecular function (GO): oxidoreductase activity, acting on a sulfur group of donors, disulfide as acceptor
Source: RefSeq, a predicted model, not a curated record